GCGAGCGGCUGAGCUUCCGCCAAGCUGUGUGCGUGUGUGUGUGUGGUGAUGCCGCGGCCCGGCUGACGGUGCGGCGCGGCCGAGAGCUUUUUGUUGCCGCCUUUUAAAAAAAAUUAAAGGAGAGAAGAGACGCCCGGGGCCGGGUGUGUGUGUGUGUGGCAGGGCCCGAGCCGGCCAGCGGACAGCGCGGGGGAAAAGGUCGGCGUGUGAGCGAGGGAGGGCGGGAAGGAGGUUGCGGCGGUUGGAAGAUGUCGGCCUCCGCCGUUUACGUGCUGGACCUGAAGGGGAAGGUCCUGAUUUGUCGGAAUUAUAGGGGCGAUGUGGAGAUGUCGGAAAUUGAGCACUUUAUGCCUAUUUUGAUGGAGAAGGAGGAGGAGUGUUCCCUGACACCCAUCCUGUCACACGGAGGCGUCCGAUUCAUGUGGAUUAAACACAACAAUCUUUAUCUUGUUGCUACCUCCAAGAAGAACGCAUGUGUAUCUCUGGUAUUUGCUUUCCUCUAUAAGGUGGUUCAGGUAUUUUCUGAGUAUUUUAAGGAACUGGAAGAAGAAAGUAUUCGAGAUAAUUUUGUUAUAAUCUAUGAGUUGCUGGAUGAGUUGAUGGAUUUUGGUUACCCACAGACCACAGACAGCAAAAUCCUACAGGAGUACAUUACCCAGGAAGGUCACAAGCUAGACACUGGAGCACCUCGUCCACCAGCAACAGUCACCAAUGCCGUGUCUUGGCGAUCAGAAGGGAUCAAGUAUCGGAAAAAUGAAGUAUUUCUCGAUGUUAUUGAAUCUGUCAAUCUUCUGGUCAGUGCAAAUGGAAAUGUAUUACGUAGUGAAAUAGUGGGAUCUAUCAAAAUGAGAGUAUUCCUCUCAGGAAUGCCGGAACUGCGACUUGGAUUAAACGACAAAGUAUUGUUUGAAAACACAGGACGAGGGAAAAGCAAAUCUGUGGAGUUGGAAGAUGUGAAAUUUCACCAGUGCGUGCGUCUCUCCCGAUUUGAGAAUGACCGAACCAUUUCAUUCAUCCCGCCCGAUGGAGAAUUUGAACUGAUGUCUUACCGUUUAAAUACACAUGUAAAGCCUUUGAUCUGGAUCGAGUCUGUGAUUGAGAAACAUUCUCACAGUCGGAUAGAGUACAUGAUUAAAGCCAAGAGUCAAUUCAAACGCAGAUCGACUGCCAACAAUGUUGAGAUCCACAUUCCAGUCCCAAAUGAUGCAGAUUCACCUAAGUUUAAGACCACAGUGGGCAAUGUGAAAUGGGUGCCAGAGAGCAGUGAAAUAGUGUGGUCCAUCAAAUCAUUCCCCGGUGGGAAGGAGUACCUGAUGAGAGCACAUUUUGGACUCCCCAGCGUGGAGGCCGAAGAUAAGGAGGGAAAGCCUCCGAUCAGUGUCAAGUUUGAGAUUCCAUAUUUCACCACUUCAGGAAUACAGGUACGCUACUUGAAGAUUAUCGAAAAGAGUGGCUAUCAAGCAUUGCCGUGGGUUCGAUACAUCACCCAAAACGGAGACUACCAGCUAAGAACACAAUGAAGGAAAACUGCAAGCGAAGAGUGUUUGGGGACAGAUGUGAUUCAAUGGAUUGUGUAAAAUUGUUGGAUGUAUUCAUCAUUUUUCAGGUCUCUGUCGUGGUGACGCCUUUCAUGAAGAAGAUAAACAUUUCACUUGCACUUAUCCAUGGAGCUGAACUCAAAACUGGCAGCGUUUGACCCAUUCUCUCCCUAUCUUUUUUUCUUUCCUUCCCCCUCCCUCCCUCCCGCCCCGGCUCAAUCUUCCUCCUUACUCUUUGAUAUCUUUGGAUAGUUGAUAAGGUUUUCUCUUUGAUAGUAGAACAAGCAAAAUUGCUUAGACUGUUGUACUGAAUUUGUAAGCUUGGAAUCCUCCCCUUUUUACUCCGGGAUUUUGUUGGCUUUUCUUAGCUGUUAAGGCAGGACGCUUCACAGCAGCUUUUUAUCAAGUGGGUUCUUAUUGGCAUGAGCACUGUGAUAGCUUGUCAGCCUGAACGUUAAACUGAAGUAGAACACAGAAGAAAAACUAGCGGUAAUAAUGCACUCCAAGGAGAUGUCCCAUUCCUGCAAAUUAAUUUACCGAGGUAUCUGCAGCAAAGCAAAACCGCCUUCGAAAUCUGGCACAUACGUUGCUAUCCUCACUUCACAAAUACCCGUGUCCCACAUAUAAACAGAAAUCAUCCUGACUGCGCUUCACAACUUCCAACUUGUUUCUAUUGAAGAGUUGCACAUAAAUACUUACUGAGUUUUUAUAUAAUGAAACUCAACAGCCAGAAUAGAUAAAUCUGUAAAAGGUUUGAUUUACUGUCUGCAGCUGGAAUCUGUUAACAGUGACCGCAGUACUGCCUGUGUUUGCUUACACUCGACGAUUUAGAAUAUAUUGGCUUUCGAAUUCUAUGGCUUUAUUAUCCAAUCUAUUUGCCGCCUAUUAAUUGCUCACAUGACCAGCUUGGAGUCCACUUAUGGUGGAAACCAGACACACCUCGAUUUUUUUUUAAUAUCUGUGGUCCACACAAUUUCCCAUGUCGUGAAGUACUGUAUCUUACAUUGUGCAAUCGCGCAACAGUGCAAAGGAGGCAGCUCCCAUGAUCUCAUCUGCAUGCAUUGAAUUACUGACCCUGGACAGCAGCAAGUAAAGGCGUGAGUGUAAACUAUAGACUGAUCUGGGGUUUGAACUGCAAGGUGCACCAAGUUUGCUUUGACACUGUGAGUCGCUUCAUACAAGAAGCCCAACCAUUAAUUCUUUUGUAUGCUACACUGUAUUUUUAAUAUAUAUAUAUAUUUAAGAAUUGUGGUAAUGCUGUAUAACAUUUUUAAAAAACAGUGUUAAAAUGCCUGCUCUUCACUGAAAAAUCUACAUCUCUGACACCUGUGCUUGAUUGGUGUAGGACUAGCUUUUCCUGGACCAGAUUAACUCAUGCGGUACCAGUGUAAGUGACUGUUGUGGUGUGCUAUGCUGUGUCAUGUCACACCACAACUGUUUAUAUACACAGUAUUCGUACGUGGCUUAUCCCGGCAUUGAUAACCAUCUGACCCAGCUGCUUGACUCUCGCAUUUAUAACUCCAGCUUUCUCCUGAUAGUUCAUUGCAUAAACGCACCAUUAAUGCUAAGCCCAACCCCUAGCCGUACCUAAAAUAUCUCUAGUUUGACUCCUUGUCUUUGGUGAAAAAGCUGGAUUUAAACGGGGCACUAGAAUUGGCCUUGGUGUCUCCAGGCAGAGCAAGGAGAGGAGAUGGGGAAACGUUAGCCAGGGUUCACUAUCCAGUGAUCAUUGCUUAAAGUACAUGGAGAAAGGGUCAGGUUUGGUUGUAAUGGCCUCACGCGCAGUUGAAUAGUCUAUCAGCACUCAUCCUCUAGAUUUGAGCUGGUGUUUGAAAGACUGUUCCUUAGCACAAGUCACUGCCUUCAGAAGUAGAGAGGAAAAUUGUGGAAAUGGCUGCAGUUCUAAGAAUACGUGACUUGGUAUGUCUGCAAAUCAUGUACCGAUGAGUUAGAUAUCAGCAAGUGUGAUGCUGAGCAGGAACCAGCAAACUGUUCGGGUCAAGCUUAGAUGCUUUGGUUUGUUUUUACGGCUCAUUGUUUUCCUCCGGAUCUGAAACGGUUUUGUGACUAUUUCAGCUGCACAUUUGUCCCAUUCCCACACUGGCUGAGAAUAGAGCUUAACCGUAUGCGUGGUCAGAGCACAGAGUAAAACUCGCACAAAUCAUCUGUACAGAUUGUACAAUCGCCAAAGUCCUACAUCCGCCCAAGUCCCGUUAUUUCCUAUUAUUUAUAAGUUUCACAAAACUCAUGCUUUGCGUAAGUCACAAUCAAUGUAUGGUCCCAACUGAUACGACUUAUGUGAGAUUUACUGUGAUUACCUUUUCCUUUGGUGCAAUGCUGUGUUCGCCUGGUGACUAGUAUCUAGAAUACAGGGACUCAGGACUGCUUGUAUCUUCUCGUAUCCCUCUCCCAACCCCAUCCCCAAUCUGCACUGUUACCAGAAUCCCUUUUGCUACAGGUUUGGUUUACCUUAAUUCUGGUUUUGGCCAUGUAUUCAAUGUGCUGGGUGGGAGAUUUGGUGUCUUGCUGUCAGAGAUUGAGUCACCAGGAUGAGGUGAGAUGGGGGUGGAAGGGUUUAGGGUUCAGGGGAUAAAUCUGUUACUUUGUUCUUCUCCAGAAAAUAUGACUGAAAAUUUCACUUGAGCUCAAAAUAUAGAAUGGUAUAUAAGCUAAUGGUCAAAGGGAUCACUUGUGUCUUCAUUAGGCCCAGUGUUUCCAAGCAUUUCUGUUUUUGUGUCUGUCAGCUGUUACCUACAGUUAGAACAUGCCUUUUGCUGUGCAUUUGGUAAAGUUGAGUCUCCUUGGAUCUGGCCUGUUCAGUGAUCCAUUGGAGCAAAAUACUUGAACUUCUUUGUCGUUCAGACACCAUGUCAAAAAAAUCGCAAUGUAACGUAAAAUCUUUACAGAGUGUAGUCUUGCCCGAGGAACCUUCAGCUUGAUCCAUGAACUAGUGUAGUAAAGCACACUCCCAGUUCAGUUUAAUGCUUUACUGGAGUAAUGUCAGGAAUGCUUGCCUCAAAUCAAAAUCUCACCCGAUUUACACCCAUUUCUCAAAGUUAUUACAUGGAUCAAAGCCUGGGUAGAAAUUAUUCUUUUAAACAGUAAAUUUCUUCAUGCCCUGGUAUUCACUUGCCCGUUGUUAAUGAACCUCUCUCUCCUCGUUUGUUUGUUGUCUAUCUCUGAGGGAAUGAGAGGUGGGAGAUCCUGCGAGUUUAUUCGGUUGCUAUUAGGUGGUUCUCAGCGACAGGGUCACCUCAAUAUAAAGCUGAUCCAAUAAAAGAAUAAACUCAACGGAUGCAGCUCGUUUAGGUUUCUGAAAGUGUUUCUUUCUCUGCCUGUUACAGAUAGUGAGUUUGUUCACCUUUCAUCUCUGAUGUCAAUUUAUCAUUCAUAUUCUUUACAUCACUAAUAAAACAUUCAUCACAA
This is a messenger RNA of Callorhinchus milii (elephant shark), 4964 nucleotides long. RefSeq names its product adaptor related protein complex 1 subunit mu 1 (gene ap1m1). Gene Ontology annotation, molecular function: clathrin-cargo adaptor activity. The record is from RefSeq and is a predicted model, not a curated record. Bases 249 to 1520 code for a protein of 423 amino acids. Gene Ontology annotation, biological process: vesicle-mediated transport; intracellular protein transport. Gene Ontology annotation, cellular component: clathrin-coated vesicle; clathrin adaptor complex. Lineage: Eukaryota; Metazoa; Chordata; Chondrichthyes; Chimaeriformes; Callorhinchidae. The transcript is spliced from 12 exons.